AUGUCGGGCACAGCUGCCAGCGGGGCGAGUAAUUCCGGUGCAAGUACCUCCGUAACAGCCCUCGGUGGACUCGGUGGUUCCCUAGAAGACAAAGACUGCGAUCUCUUAUGUCCAGUGUGCUUUGAACUAAUAGACGAAGCAUAUGUGACCCGCUGCGGUCACUCCUUCUGUUAUUCAUGUAUUGCUAAGUCUGUGGAACUACAUAGAAGGUGUCCGAAAUGUGGUGCCCAGUUGACCGGUCGCGACCACUACUUCCCGAAUUUCCUGCUCAAUGAACUGGUUGCGAGACGCAGACUACGCACCAAACCCACCACAGUGGUGCCGUCUAUACCUUCCCCUGGUGAUGCAGAACGGUUGAGAGCACUUGUGGCAGCUGAAGCAAGGCACUUAGGACUGUCAGAUGUAGAUGGAAUGCUGGAUGUUCUAACGAGACGGAAGAGGUUAUUAGAAGCUGAAUCAGCAGCAGCCCACCACAGAUUAUUAUAUGAGUUCUUAUCACAGUUACUGCGGCACAGAUCACACCAGCUGGAACAGCUGUCAAGAGAGGCUGCGCUGGUCCGAAAGGAUAUGGACCACGUGGCGACAGUUUUGCGCGACCUUAAAGCCGGAGCUGCUGACGUGGGUCGGAUACCUUCCCCCACUGAACAGUCGCUGGCUGAAUGGAUCAGGGAAGGGGGUAGAUUGAAGCGGGAAGUUAGCGAGACUGAUACUCAACAGGGAUACACUCAAGAGGAAGAGGAGAGCUUCGGAUCUGUGUGCGGGGCGGGCGGCGCGGGGUGGGGCGGGACGGAUGCGCUUGCGCAGAGGUGGAGGAGGCUCGCUGCGCAUUUUGAUGACUUUGUUCAGUGUUACUUUGCGCAUCGAGCCGAUGAACUGUACUUCCCCGGAUCUGGGUCAGAUGGGGCAACACCAGCUGGAGUGGGUCCGUCAUCCACCCCUGGGCCCGUCGUGCCUACUGUCGUCCCAAGUGGUGCUUCGGAAGCCGACCAUGUCCCACAGCAGACACCUGAGACAAGGGCUUCGAGUGCAGCUGGCGGUGACCAGAGAGCCCCUGAAGGGGACGCUCCCGUUCAGCCAAUGACCCCGAUGGCCGUUGGGGCGGAGGGAUUCGGCGGUUUGGACGCGUUCCGCGAGGACCUGGCUGCAUUCACCCGGUACAGAGCGUUGAGACCGCUCGCGACCCUCUCCUACUGUUCGGACGCCAUCAACUACUCAACUAUCGUCUCUACUAUCGAGUUUGAUAAGGAUGAUGAAUUCUUCGCUAUUGCUGGUGUUACUAAGAGGAUUAAGGUCUUCGAAUUCGAGUCUGUGGUGCGUGACGCGGUGGACGUGCAUUACCCCUGUGCGGAGAUGCAAUGCUCCCACAAGAUAUCCUGCGUCUCUUGGAACGCGUACCACAAGAACGUUCUGGCUUCUUCAGACUAUGAGGGCACUGUUGCCGUUUGGGACGCCGCUACUGGACUCAGAACUAGAGCCUUGCAGGAGCACGACAAACGCUGCUGGUCUGUGCACUUCAAUCGCGCUGACGUCCGCCUCCUCGCGUCCGGGUCAGACGACGCGCGCGUCAAGCUGUGCGUUCGGCUCCGCGGACCACUGCGUCCACUACUACGACCUGCGCGCCCCCCCGCUCCCCCCCUCGCCGUCCUCCGUGACCACAGGAAGGCGGUGUCCUACGUCCAGUUCCUCGACUCGAAGACCCUCGUCUCCGCGUCUACGGACUCCAUGUUGAAAUUGUGGAGGGUAGAUUCGCCGAGGUGCGUCCGGUCUUUCACGGGGCACGCGAACGAGAAGAACUUCGUCGGUCUAGCGACAGAUGGGAAAUAUGUGGCUUGCGGGUCGGAAAAUAAUGCUCUGUAUGUUUAUUAUAAUGGUGUGUCCAGGCCGCUGUUGGCGUACAGGUUCGAAGCGGUGAGGGGGUUCUUGGAGAGAGAGAGACGGGAUGAGGAGCCGAGUGAGUUCGUCUCGGCUGUCUGCUGGCGGCGGUCGGUGGACAGACCGGUGCUUUUGGCCGCAAAUUCGCAGGGCACGAUAAAAGUACUUGAGCUGCUGUAA
Leptosia nina is the source of this 2052-nucleotide messenger RNA. NCBI's taxonomy places the organism in Eukaryota, Metazoa, Arthropoda, Insecta, Lepidoptera, Pieridae. The record is from the annotation of a GenBank genome assembly.